AUGUCUUCUUUCACCUGCAAGACCUGUCUGCUAACUCUGGAUGAAAUAGGCAAGCAUCUUUCCCAGUCUAGACACAAAACAGUUCAAUAUGAUGCAAUUGGAGAGGUUCUUGAGUGUGAGGAUUGUGGUGACACCAACGUUCAUUUAUUGAAGAUGUUGCGAUAUGAAUUGACUGAUCUUGCACUUCUAUGUACAGAUUGCUAUCUGCUGCUGGGAACAGAGGCAACCGCAGAGUACACUUUGUCGAAUGGAUCGCUUUUUGGAAAGCUUCCUCUCUACUACAAACUUAGAGACAUACAAUGUGACGUAUGCAAUGAUGACAAAAAGUUGCAUGUGGCCAAUACUAAAUCGGGCCAAAAUAUUUUGUGUAAAAAAUGUUUGGACGCAGUCGAAAUGCCCGGCAUGGAGUUUGUUGGAGAGGGUUCUCCUGGCUUUCUUUACGCUUUGCUUGGGCUCAAAGAGUUCAUUCCAAAGGCAAAUGCAAAAAGCAGUGGUUCAAGAAGAAAAAUGGGCCGCAUGGGUGGUAGAACGAAAAAACCACGGCCUGUGGAUCCCGAGGCAUUGAAAAGAAAGGCCCAUUACGAGAGCAUGAAGGCCACUAGCGCAGCCUUGAAGACAGGAAAGACAGUGAAAGCUGUUGGCUCUUCUGGCACGACACCAGUCAUUUCUCGUCUGUCUACUCCAGUACCGUCUAGCUCGAAAAACCUGAAGCCCACGAAGACUGCUAAAGCACUUCCGAAGAAUGAGCCGCUGAAGCCGAACACAACGAAGGCAAAGGUGCCACAAAAGCCAUUACCGAAAACGGAGAAAAAUAGUUCCAUCCAUUCUAUGAAAAAAGAGACGUCAACUGGACCAAAUGCUGCCAAAGCACCCAAAUCAGAGGGUUCAAAAUCGAAAUCUAAGGGGAAAGACGAUGCAAAUAACACCAAAUCAAGUGCGCCGAAGGCAGAAAAAGCUUCGGCUAAGAAAAAAGACAAGGCACCCAAAACUGGUGCCGUAAUACCAAAUCCUAAAUCGAAACAGAAGCCAGCAGAUUUGGCCCCGGCUGGAAAUGAAAAGAAAAUAUCUGACAAAAAAGAACCCAAAGGCUCUAGGAAAUCCAAUGGUGAUUCCACUGCUGGCAAAAUGAAUGGUACUAGCCCAGCAGUGUCUACCUCUAAAAAAGGUAAUGUCAAGCAAAUUGAAAAGCCAGCUACCAAAAAAGGAGACGACAAUCAAAUUGAGGCGGCUGAGGCCAAAAAACCCGUUAUUCCUGUGCCUCCUGGAAUACAGAAGUACGAGCCUUCGCCCAAGCCUAAAUUGACUUAUGACUCUAUGACUGAGUACUUCAACGAGAUGUGUUACAAUUUAUUUUUGGAGGAAAAAGCUGGAUUGAAAACCAGUGACAAUGCUUUUUUGACUUCUGAGGACUUUGUAUUGGAAUGGUACGCGGACCAGGAUAAGAAGAACAAGCAGUUUAAACUCGAGAUUUUGAUGACUCCUCAAUUCUUGGAUCGUUUCGUCUCGAAGAAAAUGCAAGCACUCAAAAAAGUGCCAUUUGCUGCAGGCCAAUCAUUAAUUUUGACGUUGGGUGACGAUAUUGCUUGGUACGGAUCUAUCGGUCUCAGCGAAAGUAAAAAUGCUGCCUCUGGAAAGCAUGGGAAAUCCAAAAAACCUGUAAGAGGCAGAAAACCAUCUAGAACUCCAGCAGGGCCAAAAAAUUUGGAGCUUAUUAUCGAGUUGUACCCUUGGAAUCAAAUGCCAUUGCCAACUGGUGUCAAUGUCAAUCAUCUCAAAAUUCUUCCUGUGUCAGUACCUGUGAGUCGAGUGUUUACGGCAAUGUCCAGGAUUCUGAACCCAAGAUUUGUGGAUCUCCUUCUUGGAAAGAAACCAGUGAAGCAGAUUGUGUUCAAGAACUACUUGAAGUUUACAAGGGACACGUUCAAUGACUCUCAGAAGGUGGCUAUCCAAUCAGUACUUAACAACUCCAUUACCGUGCUACAGGGACCUCCAGGAACGGGUAAAACAUCGACGAUUUAUGAGAUUAUUUUGCAGCUCUUAGGAAAUCUCAACACCUAUCCUAUUUUGGUUGUGGCUGCCUCCAACAUCGCUAUUGAUAAUAUCGCAGAAAAAUUGCUCGAGACACACAAGAAUAGCAUUUUGCGUAUUGUGUCUCUCGAAAAAGAGCCAGAGUACAACAGAGAACAUCCGUUGGCGUCAAUUUGCUUACACCAUAAAGUCUUUGAUGGCCUUCCUUUACAAGCUCAAGAGACGAUCAAGGAAAUGAGACGGCCAAACUCUACUGUCAGUCAAAAUCAGUACAAAAAGCUUAUGACUACACAGAUCGACUACUCCGACAAGCUUAUUGCGCUGGCUCGUGUCAUUUUCACCACCACCGUUGUGGCUGGAGGUAACCAAUUGAAGCUGUGCCCAAAGAUUCCUGUAAUCAUCAUGGACGAAGCCACACAGUCUUCCGAGCCAACAACACUUAUUCCGUUGUCCAUUCCUGGAGUGGAGAAGUUCGUUUUUGUGGGAGAUCAAAAGCAGUUGAGUAGUUUCUCUCAAGUGCCUAACCUAUCACUCUCUUUAUUCGAGAGAAUUCUUCUCAACGGAAUUUACAAGACGCCACAUAUGCUUGAUACCCAAUACCGUAUGCACCCUGCAAUCAGUGAGUUUCCACGUCAUAGAUUCUACGACGGCUUGCUUAAAGAUGGCUUGACGCUGGCCGACCGAGUCAUGGAGAACAUUCCAUCUAACCCAGUGGUGUUUUGGGACACGGCUGGAAAAUGUCCUGAAAAGGUUGUCAACUCCCGGUUUUGGGAAGAUGGUGGCAGAACGUAUGCCAACACUGGAGAAAUUACGAUGCUUGAGAAAGUUUUGGGACUCCUCAUUUACGAUAAGGGAAUUCCUAGAGAUCAGAUUGGUGUUAUCACCCCAUAUAGGGGACAGAGGGAUUUGAUUUCGUCUACACUUGUGAAGAACGACCUUAUUAACCCAGAAAAGGAUGAGGUUCACAUUGAGAUUGACCGAGAUGACUUUUUCAACGAGUCGAAGCCUGUCACUAUUCACACUGUUGCAGACAUCAUGAUUGCGUCUGUUGAUGCGUUCCAGGGCCGUGAAAAGAAUUUCUUGGUCAUGAGCUGUGUGAGAUCCAACACGGAAAACAAGAUCGGAUUCUUGAGUGAUGCGAGAAGAAUGAAUGUGGCUCUCACAAGAGCUAAAUACGGUUUGAUUUUGAUCGGAGAUACAAACUGUUUACGAGAGGGAGAUCAUCUCUGGAAGGAGUAUCUCGACCAUUUGGAGGAGAAGGGCUCCAUAUUGAAAUCUCCCAAUUUCGAAUAUGGCCAUUAG
This is a messenger RNA of Australozyma saopauloensis, 3330 nucleotides long. RefSeq names its product RNA helicase. Gene Ontology annotation, biological process: nuclear-transcribed mRNA catabolic process, nonsense-mediated decay. Gene Ontology annotation, molecular function: RNA helicase activity; ATP hydrolysis activity. Bases 1 to 3330 code for a protein of 1109 amino acids. The record is from RefSeq and is a predicted model, not a curated record. Gene Ontology annotation, cellular component: cytoplasm. NCBI's taxonomy places the organism in Eukaryota, Fungi, Ascomycota, Pichiomycetes, Serinales, Metschnikowiaceae. The transcript has a single exon.